Messenger RNA from Helianthus annuus (common sunflower), 472 nucleotides. Its product is annotated as auxin-responsive protein SAUR21. Bases 88 to 387 code for a protein of 99 amino acids. NCBI's taxonomy places the organism in Eukaryota, Viridiplantae, Streptophyta, Magnoliopsida, Asterales, Asteraceae. Gene Ontology annotation, biological process: response to auxin. The record is from RefSeq and is a predicted model, not a curated record. The transcript has a single exon.
CAUAUCUUUCACCAGGAAGCGCUACUUCGAUUCUUAUCUUCCUUCAACAACUUUUGUAAGUUAGCAGCCUCUCGCUUCCUUGAAAACAUGGCCAUACGUAUGCCACGCAUCAUUCAAGCAAGAAAAAUUCUCAAACAGUCCCUCUCUAAUGGUAGCACCACUCCUGCAUCUAUGGACAUCCCCAAAGGCUAUUUUGCCAUUUAUGUUGGAGAACAAGAGAAGAAGCGGUUUGUGGUGUCUGUAUCACUACUAAGCGAACCUACGUUUCAGGAGCUACUACAUCAGGCAGAAGAAGAGUUUGGCUACAACCAUCCAAUGGGCGGGCUCACGAUUCCCUGUAGUGAAGAUGUAUUCACAGAUCUGGCUUCUCGUUUGGGAGCAUUUUGACUUGUAUACAUCUGUCUAUAUCUACAACAGUUUUGUAAACAUCUAACCAGUAGGAACCAUUUAUAGUUGUAAAUUUAGAUCAUUG